Messenger RNA from Haemorhous mexicanus (house finch), 3020 nucleotides. It is a transcript of the gene CD99, whose product is annotated as CD99 molecule (Xg blood group). The record is from RefSeq and is a predicted model, not a curated record. Gene Ontology annotation, biological process: homotypic cell-cell adhesion; T cell extravasation; positive regulation of neutrophil extravasation. Bases 1 to 1176 code for a protein of 391 amino acids. The transcript has 13 exons. Lineage: Eukaryota; Metazoa; Chordata; Aves; Passeriformes; Fringillidae.
AUGGUCCAGUCACCACCACUCCCUGGGCCCAGCCAUCCAGCCAGUUUUUAUGAAGUGAACUGGUCCAAGCCGUGGACUAAGUUUCUGCAGGAGAAUCAUGUGGGAAUUGAUGUGAAAAGUUUUGCUAAAUUCCAGGCAGACAACAUCUACAGGGUUUCCUUCAUCCACCAAGUGAGUCACUCUGUCACAGAAGGAGAUCAGUGCUAUCUUUGUCCAUCUGCUUCACCAUCCAUGGACAGUGGUCCUCUGAUUGCAAAGGGUGUCCCUGGGGGACAGAGCAAUUUAAGCCCCGUAGCCUCCUUUCGGAGCUCCCUCCGGUUCGCAGUCAGGCUGCACGGCAGCGGUUCGUGCAGCCGACGACGAACUCCCACGCCUUCUUUAUGUCGGCAGGCAGGGGAAACCCAGCUGCUGGCACCAGCCCCACGGCUCCCGCAGCUAUCCCGCCUCCUAGCUGGAAGGAGGGCCCUGGGGCGCGGCGGCCUGAGCGCGUUGGGGCGGUGGCCCGGCCCUGGGGCGGUGCCGCCCUUGCCGCACGGGAACAGCUGCGGCGGUGCUGGGAGCGGCUGUCGGCAGCGUGUGGUGUGUGUGUUUGUCUGUGAGUUUGUGGGGCGGGCAGCCAUGUGGCGCUGGAGGCUCCUUCUCUUGCCGGUGCUCCUCGCCGUCUCGGUCUCCGUCAGAGGCCAAGAUGAAUUUUCCUUAGAAGAUGCACUUCCAGAAGGAAGUACAAAGAAGCCUCCUGUAACUCAGAAGACACCAUCAUCAGGUGAUUUGGACUUGUCUGAUGCUUUUGAUUCUGGUGAUCCCAAGCCACAUCCUCCUGAAAAUCCUAAAGACACUGAUAACCCCAAGAAAGAUCAACCUGAAGGCUCUGACAAAUUUGAUGAUUCAGAUCUAUGGGAUGGCAGUCUCCCAAAAGGAGGAAGCGAUGGCAGUGGCGGCAAUGAACGGAAGGAUCCAACUCCAAAUAGUGGCCAAGAAGACAAGGCUUCUCCGGGAGCAAUAGCUGGAAUUAUAAGUGCUGUGGGUGCUACUGUAGUUGCAUCAAUAAGUAGUUUCAUUGCUUACCAGAAGAAGAAACUCUGUUUCAAGCAAAGCGAUGAAGAGAAUGUGAAUAUGGAUAGCCACAGGGGAGUGCAAUCUGAGCCACCUGUUCAGCGCACGCUUCUGGAGAACUAAAAGGAAGAGUGGUGAAGAACAGAUCUUUGGAACUGGAUAAACAACCUACAUUCUGCCAAAAAAAAAAAAAAAAAAAAAAAGGAAACAAAGCAUAACAAACAGCAGAGCCCAAAGUUUCAUGAGAAAACAGUUCUUGUUUGAAGCACCUCUGGGACUGUGACUUAGACCUGAGUACUUCUGUAUGGUUAGCCCUGUGAAGCAUUGUUGCACACCAAUACAUGGCCUUAAUGACAGGAGUGUAGAAGUAUGUUGUGCCUUUACAUUCUUUCCUUGUCUCCUCUGACAAAUAGGUGUGUCUCAAGUGCAUUCAGUGUAUUUAACUUUUCCUUACCUCUCCAAAACCAAUAUGCAGUUAUGGUUUCUGUUAUGUUAUUGCUCUCAGGCAAUGCAAACCUAUUUUUAAAUAACCUGAACUCAGUGAGUGGACCAACCAACCAACUUUGUGUAUGUUGUGGGCACCUGAAAGCAAACAGCUCACUGUGGAUGGAUAGUGGAUCUGGGUAUGGGUGCUGCUGAUCCAAUCUGUGUAGCUGCCUGGGCCAGCUGCCAGGGAAGAGCUGCUUGUGCUUGAGCAUUCAGGAGACAAAAAGUUUUGGUUUGUUUUUAGAUUUUUUUUUUUCAUUGCAUCUGUCUGGUACAGAUUGAGAAAACCCAAAGUUAAUGCACACCAAGCCUUCAUCCUUUCUGGCUCUUCCUGCUUGGCAAGUACUGAGCUGGUCAGUUGUGGAAAAGCCUGUUUUGCAGAUCAGAAACAUAAUUGGACUUUGUAUUUCUGGUGACAUUGAUGUUUGGCAUCAUCUAAAAAGUUGUGGAUGGAGAACUUGGGAGUGGGGAUUAACAUUUUCAGACUUCCAUAGCCAAAAGCUUAAGUAAAAAUAGUGUUGAAAUCAGAAGGCUUAUUAUAUAUGUGUAAGGGACAGAAACAGUUCCAACUACAAACAGCAAGAGUGACCAGAACAAGCCAACCUCACUCCACAAGCAUCCACUGAGCAGUAGAAAUAGCAAACAUGUGAGAAGUGCUUUUGGACUUGUGAAGGAUUCCCCUAGGGUGAUCAGCCGUGGUUGCUUUCUCCUCUGAAAGCACUUGUGACCAGUGCUGUGGCUCUUGAAAGCAACAGGAAGGUUUCAAGGAUCUGUGGAAACAUGGAAAACUACAACUCAUAACAGCUAAAGGACUAAAUCUAGAAUAAUAACUAGUUCUGUCAGGAAGGAAUGGUCUGACCAGUUUUGUUGGCUUUCAUUCUAGUUGCUUUAAAUUUUCAAGCAGUUUUACCAUAUGUGUCUUACUAAUGGGCUUCAGCCCCCUGGCAAAGUUCUACAGGAGAUGACAUUUCAUGGAACAUCUUAGAACUUAGAAAUUAAUGAAUUUGGAUAUUAAACCUGUAAAUAUAUCUGUACAUUCAAAUGUGAAUGUAUGCCAAGGAUAAUUCAUUUGAGAAUUUCUUGUACAUGUUUCUUAGCUUGCAACAAAGCUUUACACAAAUGUUAGUGUUUUCUUAAUGGAAUUAAUUUGUAAGUCUGUUUUUGCCCUAUGUCUGCUUUUAGUGUAAAAAUGCUAAAGCUUUUAAGUGUGUUUGAGAGUGCAAAGGUGAUUCCUACAUAAGCAUUUGGUUUAUGUAAAUACAAAGAAAUGUACUGCUUGCCUACAUGAAUAAACAGAUCUAUGCCUCGUGUAGAGUAAAUAAAAAUAACUGUUUUUUAGGGAUAAAAUGGCAGGAGGAGCUCAAACUAGCUUUUAGCUAACCAAGACUGUUGAAUCCUUUUUCAGCUUUUGUGAGCCUAAAAAUUACUUACUAAGUCCUAUCAACAUUGUGAUUUUUCUAAAAAUAAAUUUAAAAAAAAGG